AUGGAGUCUGAAUCGGCAACCGCGGAGCUGCACAGGUCCAACAGUCUUCUUCUGAUGAUGGAUAAACAAAUUCCUUGGUUCGAGUCAAGCAGCAAUUCGUCUGUGGUUUUCUCGUUUCUGUCUAGUUGUAAUGUUCUAUCACUAACAAGUCGGUUGUACAUCUGUUUGGAGAUCUUGGACACGAUUCCUGAAGGCGGGAAGUUGAUGUUGAAUGGCGUGAUGUUUGGCUUGUUGGCGUAUGAGUGCUCGAUCACCAUCACCAACGAUUCGCAAACAAGCAUCGCUUUCAAAGUGAAGACAACCGCCCCUAAGCUUUAUUGCGUGCGUCCUAAUGCGUCAAUCGUUAGACCAGGAUCGAGCUUGGAUGUGUCCAUCAUCUUCCAGGGCCUGGCCAAGGAACCAGCAAUCGGCACCAAGUGCAAGGAUAAAUUUUUGAUCGUGUCCGUUCCAUGCUCGGAAGACCUUGAUCCAAAGUCGAUCUCCUCCAUAUGGUCUGACCUCCAGUCCCAGGCUGGCUCUACUUCCGACGUGAAGGUUAAGGUGGUUUUCAACUACAGCAGCUUGAACAACACCAUCCAAGAAGAAUCUUCACAGCAAACAAACUCAGGAUCAAAAGAUGCCUCUACUGCUCUGGCAGGUGCUGCAGGUGCUGCAGGCGUUGCAGGCGUUGCGGGAACAUCUUUGGCCAACGGAUCUGCAGGAUCUGGUGCCAAAUCAGUCCCAGAAAAGAACGCAGUUCCAGCCGACGGCGAGCUCCAAGAAUCCACGCCGUUGGCUUCGUCCUCCCCAACAGACCCAUCUACGACAACUACUACCGCUGCUCCAGUCUCCAAAGAUGCCGCCACCUCCACCAACGUCUUUAGACACCCUAACAUUGCCUCUGGGGCCAUGUCGCUCCAGUCCGCCGCGGAAGGGCCCAAUGUGGUCAGCAUACAAAGCACAGAAGACUCCGCAUCUGUUUAUAUACCAUCUUCUCAAACAGAACCUGACGAGCACACGGACCAGGACAGCGAGCCGGAAAUCGUCAUCACCGAAAGCCCCUUCAGGAAAGACUCGCGCAAAAGACGUGCAUCGGAGUCGCUCACGGAUUCGGAAGAUGGGUCCGACGACGAGCUGAUCAUCCUGGGAUCGGACGGCGAAACACAGGAAGAGAAGAAAACGACAUCUGAUUUGCUUAACGACGCCUCAAACCGCCCGAACAGCGUCAAGAGCUUGAAAGACGUGACGUGUCCGAUCUGUUUUGACGAGAUCGAGCAGUGCGUGGUGAGUCCAUGCGGGCACUUCUAUUGCUCGAAUUGCGUUUUUUCUUUGGAAGACGACCAUUUGGUCGAGACCGUUCCUUCCAUGCGGCAAUACCCAUCGUCUUCAAGUUCCUCCUCGAGCUCCUCGUCGGGGUCGUUCCCGUCGCUAACGCUAUCAUAUUUUACCAGGUUUGGACGCCCCAAACAAUGGGAAGAGAUCCCCACAGACUCGAAAAAGCCCGCAACAGAGCGCCCACUAGAAACGGGAGAUCUUGAUCCGUCUGUUACUGACACCAAGCCCGUUCCAAGGAACGUCACCGAGCUGCUGGGGACCCUGGACACGGACGCUUCGAUCGCAGUGGACGGAUCUGCUGCUGGACAAGGAAGCAUCAUCAAGUUUGUUACGGGGUCGGACUACAUGUUCAACAAGAAGCUGAUGACGCUGCUGCAUAAGGAUAAGGAACUAAAGUCCGAGGAGGAGGAUAGCGGCAAGGAAAACGGCGGGUCGCGGUGGUUUGGGAGUUCGGGCAAAACGGGCUCCGGCUCUGGGGAGCUAGAGUCGUCCUCGUUUCGCGAGGCCGGACUGGAUCAGCUGCGGUGUCGGCCUCUGGGGAAGAAGAACAAGAUACAGUUUAAUUAG
Molecule: messenger RNA, 1881 nt
Organism: Ogataea philodendri
Lineage: Eukaryota; Fungi; Ascomycota; Pichiomycetes; Pichiales; Pichiaceae
Exons: 4
Coding region: 1-1881 (626 amino acids)
Biological process (GO): endoplasmic reticulum membrane organization
Cellular component (GO): plasma membrane; endoplasmic reticulum membrane
Molecular function (GO): FFAT motif binding; metal ion binding
Source: RefSeq, a predicted model, not a curated record